This is a messenger RNA of Phytophthora nicotianae INRA-310, 2916 nucleotides long. RefSeq names its product TKL protein kinase. Bases 32 to 2776 code for a protein of 914 amino acids. Gene Ontology annotation, biological process: intracellular signal transduction; protein phosphorylation. The transcript has a single exon. NCBI's taxonomy places the organism in Eukaryota, Oomycota, Peronosporomycetes, Peronosporales, Peronosporaceae. The record is from RefSeq and is a predicted model, not a curated record. Gene Ontology annotation, molecular function: ATP binding; protein kinase activity.
CCUCCUGCUAACAGCACUUCGUAUCGACACCAUGUCGUCUCAAGGUGGCAGCGGGUCAUUCUUCGUCAACUCCACGCUCGUCAAUGCUACGGUCGCUCCAACGCCCAGUCCGGAAGAAGUUGCAGCCAAGCAGGCGAUGAUGGCGUAUCUGCUGUCUCGCUUCCACACGUUGCAGCUCUUCCUAUUACUGGGUUAUGGCAUCAUGUGUUUUCUUUGUAUCAUCCUGGUGAUCUACUUGCGAUUCAACCGGAAUGAAGCUUUACGCGGUGAUACCACCGCUGCACGGAAAAUCAUCUUGCCAGCGUAUGAACCACUUCUAUGGGUGCUCGGAUGCACCACGGGGAUCUACACGGGUUUCUUCUGUUCGGCGUUGGCCACGGACCUUUACACCUACGAAAUCUCCAAGCUUGCGACGGAGGUCUUCUACUCGGGCCGUCAAUUCGUCUUCCUUAGCGUUAUAGUGUUCAUGCUCCAGAAGAGUGUAUCAGGUCCAGCACUUCGACGUACGUUGAUGAUCACACUGGCACUGUCAACCUACACCAUUCCUCUCGUCUGGGCCAUUACAAACUACUUCCCAGCCUUCGAUUUAUACGCUCCACUGACAGCUGCACGCGCACUGCUAUUGUUGCUGUACUCGUACGUGCUUAUUCGUCCACCAGUUCGAGCCAGCAAGCGUACAUUGCGAGAGUACUGUGUGUUCGCGUACAUCUACUACGCACUUCUAUUCGCGUACAACGAAUGCUUUCGACAAGGACAUUUGGAGACAGGUUUCUAUCUCACGUACUCGAAUCUACUGUGCGGUUCGCUCUGUCCGCUGGUUAUCUGGCGCGUAUUGCGUGCAGAUACCGAGCACUGGAGAGGUAUGGGUCAGCGCGCUGUAGCUCUGCAGCGAUUGUUUUGCCAAACUCGUGGAAUGCCGGAGCGUGUGUCCUCCAAGGGACUCCACAUUCUGAUUGAAAUGCAUCGCAAGUUUAUCAUCGACUUCGCCUAUCUGGAAUUGCAACAGCGUAUCGGGGUUGGAGCUAGUGCUGUCGUCUUCAAGGGGGUACUACGUUCAUCAACCGACGUCGCGGUUAAAGUGUACACUCCUACCGAUUUCACGGAAGACACUGUCGCCGCAUUCUCGCAUGAAGCAGCACUUUGUGGCGCACUAAAUCACCCGAACAUCGUUGCUUUCCAUGGCAUGUGCGUGUGCCCGCCCACCAUUUGCCUUGUCAACGAGCUUUGCGUUGGGAGUCUGGAAGAUGUCACGGUUGCAGCAGCAAGACGACGAUCAAGAGUGAGCGAGCAUGAUCACAACCGCCAGCAAUUGCUACUCAAUGUCGCCUUCAUGUUGGACGCAGCACGAGCCGUUGCUUACUUGCACAGCUUCCGUCCACCAUUCCUACACCGUGACAUCAAACCGACCAACUUCCUUGUGGAUGCGAACUGCAGCGUCAAACUCACUGACUUUGGUGAGUCUCGCUCUCUUCCUCGAGCACAGGUCAUCAGCAAUGGCUUUGUGAGUGCUCCAGUUACUACACACCGGAGCAGUUUGAGCGGAUACGGUGGAGAAAAAGUCUCCACCGUAGCAAUGCUGUCCAGUGAGGACUCGAGUGCAAAGGUUCCAGCAGAGCGUGCCAGCAUCGAAAUUGCAGUUGUCGGAGCUGCUAACCUGCAGCAACUUCGAGGAUCAUUCGUGUUGAACGGAGUAGACGCCGUAAAAACCACCACAAAUGACAGCAGCGACGCUAACGCGAUCCGUAUGACAGUCAAGGGUACAGUCGACUACAUGGCUCCUGAAGUUAUCAACGGACGAGCAGGACUUGCAGCGUAUGGUGAAGCAGCCGAUGUGUACUCGUUGGGUAUCACCAUGUGGGACGUACUAAAUCCUGGACAAGAGAAAUUUCCUGGUACCGGCAACAAUCAUUUCCGCAUAUUUGAUCACGUGCUCGAAGGCCAGCGUCCCGAGCUGGAUCUCCGACUAAACCCUAGCAUUCGUGCUAUCAUCGAGAGCUGCUGGCAACAUGAUCCAAGACUCCGUCCUUCAGCGCACUGUGUGGUGAGUGCGCUUGAAAGUAUUCAGGAGGAACUCAGUGCCGCUUUUGCGCUUGAGUUGGCAGACGAACUAGAAGAUGCCAUGCGUCAGGCUAAACCUAUCGAUUCUUCGAGUGCUCCACUGGCUGCUCUGCAAGGGUUCUCUGGCGAAGAAGCCAUUUCCCACAUGUGUGAGCUUCAGUACGUCGACUCAACCAGUGAAGCUGUGCGUCUAGGCAACGCUCUCAUGGAUUCCGGACUGCUGCAUCACUGUAAACAUGCACGUCCAUUCGAAGAAUCAGAGGAAGUGUAUUUCUUCGAUGAUGACAACAUCAAUCUCUGCCAGCCACUUGUUGUUGGGGCUUAUACGCAAGAUCACACUUUGAAACCUGACGCAGAGAGCGCCACGGUGAUCAGCUCGCCAUCUCGCCCUUCGCGUCGCACGUCGCAUCGCUCAGGCUCUUCGAACCCCUACAACAGUUCUCGAGUUCGGAGUGACAGCUCUCAAUCCCAAUCUGACCGAACGCUGCUGGAAAAUGGAGUCUGCGCCUGCCGGAAGUUGGGGCAGCGCCUCAAACUGCCCAGGACAUCCAAAUCGCGGCACCGAUUCCGCCGAAAAGGAAAAGGGAAGAGCGACAAGAAAGCGCCGGCCAUGGUAGCUGGCGAUGCAGCGGAGCAACUGCACACGAGACUCCUCCUUGAGUCCCCGCAUGACUUACACGAGUUCGAUGGCUUCGAUGAGAGCCCGUCCCCAGCAUAGCAAAUUGGUUUUUGUUUAUUUCAAUUAUCUCACUUUUUGGUAAAAGCAUGCCUUUUAUUACCGUCUCAACAUGUUUCAAAUUGUCAGGAACACAACUGUUACUGUUUUUGUUUUACCAAAUAAAUGAUUAAAAUAUAAUA